AUGAGCGAGGACGGAGGUUCCAACUUUUGGUCCAUGGCCUCUACCACCAUCGCGCCCAGCCCAAGGAUGAGUGAUGCCCCAGCAGUAGCAGCAACAACUGGUAACGAGGUGCCGAUUGCUCCUUACCCACCUGCCAACGGAACGCCCAUGGCCCCGCCCGUCAACAACCACUAUCCACCGGCUCAGCCCCAAUAUCACCAGCAGCAACAGCAGCAGCAACAGCAUCAGAUCUAUUUGCAACACAUGCAUGCUCAGGCACAUCAUGCCCACGCUCAAAUGCAGGCCCAUCAGGCACAAAUGCAAGCCCAGCAUUAUCAGUACUACCACCCGCCAAGCUACUACCCAUAUCCAUAUGGCUAUGCCGCCCCCAUGCCUUAUUCGACAGCUGCCUCUGCCUCUCCUGUGCCUGCUAUGCCACCCCAGCAGCAACAGCUGCCAUUGAUGACUCAGCAGCUAGAAGUGGCUCAACAGCAGCCAACGAUGCCCCGACAACUAGAGCAAACCCCGACCCAUGAACAGCAACCAUUGGCCCCCCAACACCAGCAACUUACCUUCCCAAAGCAGCAACCAGAGAGUGCCCCCGGCUCUGCUCCAAUUCAGGCUCUGGUGGAGAAAGGAACGUGCAUCGCUCCUGCUGUCAAAAUGGCGGCUCAUGGGCUCACCGAGCUAGGAAAAGAAGAGCCCAAGGCAGAGCAGCCCGCAGCAUCUGGCACGGAUGGGGAAGUGAGCCAGGGGUCUUAUCAGUGUUUUCCAGAUGACAUUCCAGAGCAACUGAGCCCGGCAACCAGCGACAAGAAGAAGUCAUGCCCUCCCUUGCGUACUCAAUUGCGGCUCCAGUUCACCGAGCUAGGAAAAGAAGAGCCCAAGUCAGGGCAGCCCACAGCCUCUGAUAUGGACGAGAUCUCUAAUGGGGAAAUGAGCCAGGAACCUUGUUUCCCAGAGGAAGGUCCAGAGCAACCGAGCCCGGCAGCCAGCGACAAGAAGAAGUCAUGCCCUCCGUCCUUGCGUACUAGAUUGUGGCUGCAAUUCCGAGAACCCAAAAUCCUUGAAGUGUGGCAGGGAGACAUGAUCAAUCCGAUCGAUCCCGUGGAUAUUUUGGUCAUUUCGUGUUGUAAAGAAGAAUACCACAUCACUUGCCCUGGCUCGGUGAUUCGUGCCAUUGAAGGAUCGCACGACCUUUGUGUGGCAUCCAUUGCCGAAAAAUGUGAAUUUGAUUUUCGCAAAGAACAUGGGGUUUGGGUCAGCCAGUUGUUGGACCAAAAGGGGUUGCCGUUUCGGCGCAUACUUUGUGUCUUGAUCCUCGAUGAUGAUCCCCCCCUGGACAGAAUGGACAGAAUCUACGAUAGCCUUUUUGGCAGCAUUGCAUCGAUUGAGGACCGUGCGGACGACCUGAGAGGAAAGUUGACGAUAUCCAUCCCACUGGUGGGAGAUGCCUUUCACGAUACAAAUGUGGUCGCCACUCGACUGGUCCAGGCUUCCAAGAACGCGCUUCAGACCUUCCCAGUGUGCGGCAAAAUCCAACUCUAUGGCUACAAGGAAGAGCAAGCGUCAAUCCUGAAGGAAGCGGCGACAGUUUCGGCCGCGUCGUGCUUUGUUCAACAAGCAUCGGAUGCUACGGCUCCAGUGGCGGCCCCGCAACCUGUGGCUACAGCUACAGUGGCCCCAACUCAACCCGUGACCAGCCCCAAGCCAGUCGUCCAGAAACCCCAAGCUUGGUUGGAACCGGCUGCCAAACAAGAACAAGCACGAGGAGAGACUCCGGCUGAAGCUAAAAAGGAUUCGGUCCGAACUGGAGCGGCUCUGCCGCAACCCCUAGACAAUCCCACUCAAGUCAUCGGGCUAUCGCGAGCAACACAAACGCAGUCCGGAGCCAAAGCUGCCCCAGUGGUGGCGGCAUCAGUAUCGCCUCAACCAGAGUCCGCGGCGACCCCAGUCCGAGACGGGAUGAUUGUGCCUCAGCCAAUGUCGUCUCCUUCACCCGUCAUCCAGCCAUCUCACGCCAAAGCGCCGUCGGCUGUGGCCAACACAGCCGCAAAAGAAGCACCAGUCCAAUACCUGGAGAGACCGGUUCCGCCGAAGGCGCCGAAUCAAACAACAACCCAGCCACUCACGCACAACGUCGCAACCCUUCAGCUUCCAGUCGCUGCACAAGUCCAAUACGUAGAGAGACCGGCUCCGCCGAAGGCGCCGAAUCAAAUAACCAACCAGCCACCCGUGCACAACGUCGCAAACCUUCACUUUCCAGUCGAAGCGGAUUCAAACGUGGCCAUGGUCCAGACUCGGGCAGCUCCAACUCGUCCUAUCAACCAGCCACCUCAUGCGCAGGCCAGCACCGUACCAAUUGCGACAGCAAAAGCAGCAAAUGUACCUCAGCAAGUCCAGCAGCCGUAUCAUUCCGCGCCCGAAACUCGGAUUGCACCUCCACAGGUGAAUGCCGGACCAAUCGCAAGAGCAGCUCCAAUUCCAACAGCGACCCCUCCGCAACCGCCAAUUGCUCCCCCGAAACCUGCCUUGGGAACCACGGCGCCUCCAACCCAGCAAGUGUAUGCGAACGCUGGGCAAACAAGGGCAGCCCCAACCCUGACAGUAGGCACUCCUUGGCCACCAGUUGCUGAGCAGAAACCUGCGCCGCCAGCCCCGCAACCUCAGGUGGACGCUGGACCUACCGAAAGAGCAGCCCCAACGCCACCCGCGUACCCUCCUCAGCCGGCAAUCGCCCAGACGGGACCAGUGGCACCUCCAGCCCCACAGGCUCAGGCGAAGUCGGGACAAAGCGAAAGAGCACCCCCAACUCUUCCAGCGGCUCCUCAUCAUCCAGUCACACAGCCCCUUCAAGCCUCGUCUGAGGCUGCCUCUAGAUCCCAACCAACCGCAAGAAUGCCCCCACUUAGAAUCUGUUUGAACGACAGCUCCGCUGACAUCAUCCUUGGGGAAAAUGAUAUUCAUGGGAUUACCAACAACAUCACCCGAUUCUACAAGGAUGAGAUCAGGCCAAUGUAUCAGAGAACGCGCCCUUCCUCGAUCGAGCAUGUGUUGCGAAUGCUGGACGUUCACUAUGAGAUCAAACACAAUGGCCAAAGUCUCCCCGAAGCUCCUGCCUUUUGGAUUUCAUUGGAUGGUGCUAAACGGUGUGACCAGCGACGGAGGGGCUUUAAUGCCCAUGAGCCACAACAACGUCACGAGCGUCCACCACCUGGGACCAUAUACUACGGAAGGAAGACCCGCGGACAUCAGGUCUUCUUUGUGCGAGCAUGCUCGGACUGUGUCAAGAACGACAUUAGGGGGAACUACAAGAAACGGCGGACCCCGGAACCAGAGGAGUUGACGAGCGAAGGCAAAGCCAGUCCUGAGGAAUCGAGGAGCGAAGUCAUUUCUAGUCCGAUCGAAGGCAGCGCUACUUGUCCCAUUGAAUUGACGACCGAAGGCACUUCUGGGCCCAAUGUCAGUGAAGCAAAAGACGGCAACUUGAAAAUGCCAACACAAGCAGCAGCAGCAGCCCAACUACCCCCCGCAGAGGCAACGGAAACCGAACCAGCCUUAUCAUCGUCAGCUGUCACGCAAAGUGCUUCGGGGGAUUCCAAGGCAGAGAUUCGUGACAUGAUGGAAACCACGCGCCGGAUGAUGCAAGAAGCAGCAGGGAAAGGUCAAUUCUUGCUUGCUUGGCAAUUGCAAGAAGAAAUCAAGCGAUUGGAGAAUCUCCAGCGUUUGAUUCAGGAAACCGCAGGGGAAGGUAAUCUCACCAGGCCGGACCCUCUCUUGUACAGCUCUCAGCUCUCACAGCCGCCGGCGAGAAGAACCCUGCCAGAAAGAAGCCACCCUGACGGUCCCUGUAGGUCCGGGGCGGACGGCACCAUUGGUGGUCCCGAAGAAGAUCCCAAUGAUGAGCCCAUUCGUCCACGGGAACCCAAACGGCAAAAGCGACCGCAAUCUAUUGCCGGCAAGCUGUCAGAUACUGUUGCAGGUGCUUUUGGCUGGGUGUUUGGUCUAGGUAACAGCAAGUAA
Molecule: messenger RNA, 4002 nt
Organism: Seminavis robusta
Lineage: Eukaryota; Bacillariophyta; Bacillariophyceae; Naviculales; Naviculaceae
Source: the annotation of a GenBank genome assembly